AUGUCUUUAACAAAUUGCCGUUUCUACGAGGAGAAGUUUCCUGAGGUGGACAGCUAUGUCAUGGUCAACGUGAAGCAGAUUGCCGAAAUGGGCGCAUACGUGAAGCUGCUCGAGUACGACAACAUCGACGGAAUGAUCCUGCUUUCCGAACUUUCGCGGAGACGUAUCCGUUCUAUCCAGAAGCUCAUCCGUAUCGGACGCAACGAAGUCGUUAUUGUGCUCCGUGUCGACAAGGAGAAGGGAUACAUCGAUCUUUCCAAGCGACGAGUCUCGCCCGAGGAUGUUGCCAAGUGUGAGGAGAGAUACAACAAGAGCAAGGCGGUGCACUCGAUUAUGCGUCACGUCGCAGAGGCUACCCGGACUCCGCUCGAGACUCUCUACUCGCAGAUCGGGUGGCCCUUGGACCGGAAAUACGGCCACUCCCACGAUGCCUUCAAGAUCGCCAUCACGAACCCCGAUGUGUGGAAUGAGACUGAAUUCCCGAGCGAGGCUGUCCGGAGGGAGCUGAUGGACUACAUCGGCAAGAAGCUUACUCCCCACCCCACCAAGGUCCGUGCCGACGUCGAAGUUACUUGCUUCGGCUACGAUGGAAUCGAUGCUGUCAAAGAGGCUCUGCGCACGGCCGAAGAGCAGAACACCCCCGAGAACCAGAUCAAGGUCAAGCUGGUCGCCCCGCCGCUAUACGUCUUGACCAGCCAGUGCUUGGACAAGCAGAUCGGUAUCAAGAUGCUGGAGGAGGCUAUCAAGCGCGUCGAGAGCAAAAUCAAGGAAGUGGGAGGUGGCUGCAUCACCAAGAUGGCGCCCAAGGCUGUCACUGAGCACGAUGAUGCUGCUCUCCAGGAGCUGAUGGACAAGCGUGAGCGUGAGAACAUGCAAGUUAGCGGAGACGAAAGCCAGUCCGAGAGCGACGAGGGUGUCCCCGAGUAA
Molecule: messenger RNA, 927 nt
Organism: Aspergillus ruber CBS 135680
Lineage: Eukaryota; Fungi; Ascomycota; Eurotiomycetes; Eurotiales; Aspergillaceae
Product: translation initiation factor eIF2 subunit alpha
Exons: 4
Coding region: 1-927 (308 amino acids)
Cellular component (GO): multi-eIF complex; eukaryotic translation initiation factor 2 complex; eukaryotic translation initiation factor 2B complex
Molecular function (GO): translation initiation factor activity; ribosome binding; RNA binding
Source: RefSeq, a predicted model, not a curated record